Phaeoacremonium minimum UCRPA7 is the source of this 813-nucleotide messenger RNA. RefSeq lists its product as hypothetical. The transcript has a single exon. NCBI's taxonomy places the organism in Eukaryota, Fungi, Ascomycota, Sordariomycetes, Togniniales, Togniniaceae. Bases 1 to 813 code for a protein of 270 amino acids. The record is from RefSeq and is a predicted model, not a curated record.
AUGAAAUCAUCACUUGCUUUGUUUUCUGGGCUUCUAGCUCUUGUCGGGGCUGUUCCCGCGGGCAAACUUCCAGCACGAUCUCUGCCACCGCCAGACAUUGACGCUAUCAAGUCCGUUAGCCCCAAGACAUUCAAGAGCUAUCCAUUCAACUACACGGAACGUGGUGAUGAGUCUGACUCCAAGCUUUCGAAGCGCUGGGAUUGCAACACUAGAGAUCAGACCAUAUUCACCUGGGGUGACACGGAUAAUGGUGGCAAGGGCAUUACCAUAACGAAUGCCGACAGUGACUGGCGUGGGUUUUACUUCUAUCAUAAUAACUGCGAUUAUGUACCAUACAAAUAUGUUUGGAUCAACGCAGGCGAGACCCAAUUUGUCUCUGUGCCUGAUGGCUUUGAGGGCCGUGUUGUGCGCGGAACUGACGAGUGGAAUUUGGGAGGAGUUCCUCGCCCCCUUGCCUCAUGGUUCGAGUUCAGUUUUGACCAGAACGGCUGGAUCUGGGGAGACGUCUCUCUCAUUCGAGGAUGUGAUGGGAGCGUACUAAUGUGGUCUCUGGAUGGUUCCGGUGCGUGGAAAGGAUUCACACAGUGGAUCCUAGACGGCGCCCCCAGUGGUGCUUACGAUCAGAAGCCGUCUGGAAAUUGGGUGUUGAAGGCAACCGAGAAUUGGGACGGCUCAAUCAAUACAAUUCCAAGAGACUGGGAACUUCAACAGGUUGGUGCUGACUACGUCUACGUCGACGAUUACCAUGGCAACCCGGUCAUUACCUCGACCAACGGGAGGUUUGGCACGUACUGGCCUGGUGGCAGGCUCUGA